Messenger RNA from Plasmodium inui San Antonio 1, 3321 nucleotides. RefSeq lists its product as hypothetical. The transcript has 3 exons. The coding region runs from base 1 to 3321 and encodes 1106 amino acids. NCBI's taxonomy places the organism in Eukaryota, Apicomplexa, Aconoidasida, Haemosporida, Plasmodiidae. Gene Ontology annotation, molecular function: metalloaminopeptidase activity; peptide binding; zinc ion binding. Gene Ontology annotation, cellular component: cytoplasm. Gene Ontology annotation, biological process: peptide catabolic process; proteolysis. The record is from RefSeq and is a predicted model, not a curated record.
AUGGAGACCCCCUGGCAGACGCAUCUGUACCAUUUGAGAAAAUCUAGCGAGGCGGAUACCUCCCUGACACCGUUAAUGUACAAACUCCACUUUCACUUCCUAAAACUGAGGCGUCCCUUGAAAUACCUAGGAAAAUGCGUAACCUACUAUGCGAGCACUCUGGGAAAGAGAAAAAGAAUUAAGAUUUAUGCUGACACGGACCACCUGCGAAUCAUCAAGGUGGCUCUAAUUUCAUCCUGCGGCAAAGCCAUCCAAAUUGAGAGAAUUGAAAUAAAAAAAAAGAGAAACAAUUUUUACAUUCAUUUGAAAGAGCCCACAAAGAUAGGGGUAUACAAAUUGGUCACUUUUUUCUAUUACCAAAAUGGAGAGAAGAAAACGGAAGGGAUUUACCCUGCCAGUAAUAGAAAAUUAGGGAGGAAGAGAAAAAAAUGUGUGGAAACCCCUCCUCGGGGGAAAGACCCUACCGAGGAGGAACACAAAGAGAGGGGAUUUCAUUUUGUUCUUCCAAAUGGAGGGGAAAUUUUCCAUUUUCAUUUUAAAAGGGUAAAGUUUGAAAGCAAAAGGAGAUACACAUAUAUAAAUACGUUUUGUGAAUACUUUUACCUCCCUCUGGUUUUUCCAUGUCUGCUUUACAACAACCAUAGGGCAAAAUUUAGGCUCAAGGUUUCGUUUGAAAUUGAGCUAAAUGGAGCAAGCAGCGUCGAGUCGACAUGGGGUGAACCCCCAAUAGGACCAGGCGUCAACUCUUCUUUCACAGAUGGUCACAAUGAUAAGAAGGCACAUGGUGAUAGAGAUACCCCUAUCCGUGUUGUAAGCCCAGUAGACUUGGUCGUCACGAAUAGUAGGCUCAAGAGGGUGUAUUACAGUCAGGGAGGUGGCGGACUGUACUCUUCACUUUGGAAGCGUCUCCAGGGGGGGUCCAUCGGAAGGAGGCACUGCAGAAAGGCUUCUCGGUGGAGUAGGGUACCUUGGUAUACUAGGCUACCUCUCUCGAGAAAAGCAGACCUAUUCCGUUCGCCUCUUAACAGGAGGAAUGCAGCGACAAAAAAGGAUGAAAUGCACUCCCCAAUUGGGGGUCCUAAAAAACUAUGGAAGUUGUACCAGCCAAGUGAAGGGAGAAGAAAACUCACCGAAGCAUCAUCUGGAGGGAAGAAAUUCAUAACGUACCACUUUUGCGAGACGAGCAAAAUUACCAGCUACACAUUUUGCCUGUUCGCCGGCUUAUACAACAAAGUAGAACUGAAGGUAAAAAGAAUUUCCGUUUUUAUAUACAUAGAAAAGGGAGAACCUUCAGAAAGCAGCAAUGAAAGAAGCAGACACGACUUUUUCCUCCACGUGGUGAAAGAAACACUAAUGAUGUAUUUGAAAAUACAUGUCUUCCACGCCAUGUUGGAAGAGAGUGGCUUCAUCCAGUUCAUGAUUCUAAACACGUAUAAGUAUGCAGGGGAGGAAAAUCACAACUGUGUCACAUUGUUGAUGUCGCUAAUUGCGGGAAGUACAGUGUUUAGCGAAAAUAGAAACAAUCUGGAAGUGGACUUCCACAAAAAGGUUUCACUAGUCAAACUAAUUGUGCACGAAAUUUUUCACUCCUUCUGGGGAAACUGCCUGUAUUUUAAGAAGGCCAAAUAUCUGUGGUUGAAAGAGGGGCUUACCAGAUACUACGAAUUGAGGCUGUCUAAAUCGGUUUUAUCUAAAAUGAGUAGAUUUGCUUCUUACAGGUGGAAAUUAACCCUUUGGUUCACGCUGGAGUAUCAUUUUUAUAUCCUCCUUGUUGACACUCUGAACGUGUAUAACCACGCUUUGGACUUUUCGAGGGGGGGAGAAACAAAAUGCAGAGAAGAUAUGUACUCGAAAGAUAUCCACCAUUUUUACAAUACACUAACUUACAACAAAGGAAUGAACAUCUUCAAAAUGAUCAGCGUGAUGACGAGACCCUAUUUCUCCCUCAUCAUGAAUUUGCUCUUCUACACAUUUUACAAUUGUUCCAUAAAUUUAAGAAAAUUUUUUAAAUUCUUUCACUUUUUUUUUCGCCUUUUUCAUGUGAAGCCAUUUUUCCUCAACUACAAUCCGUAUGAAAAGUGUGCACGUAUUAUGAAGGCGCUCAUUAGAAGGAAAAGGAAAUUCUCAUUUGGUCAACUUCAGAGAGCUGUUGGCGGGGCCAGGAGGUCUACGCUCCGGGGGGGACGCCUACGUCACAAGGAAGCACCGUGUGCUAGCCAAGAGACAGUAUGGGGGGCUUCCUUUACCCACCUUUUGAGCUCCUCCUUUUUGAAGCGCCCCUUUAAGAAGCGCUUCCAGGCUUACUGCAUAGAGGAGGCCAAAAAUCCUGGAAGAAAGCCAAUCGGAAGUGCGAAGCGGAAGAGAACUCCUGGUGUAAGGCCACGAAGAGGAAGAAAAAACAGAGCAAGCAAAAUAGCAUCAUGGGGGAGGGUCCAGCCAGCCCUCAGAAGAAUACCUCAAAAGGGGGCUCCUUUCAAGAAGGCGGUCGCUUCCAAAAAGGUGGCUGCUUCCCCAAAACAAAGUUACGUCUUGGAGAAGAUAGUGCAAACGUACGUAAGCGUAGUUGGGCCGCCUAAAAUAUUUUUGAAGUUUUUUAAAAAUAAAAAUAAAUUGCUAAUAACGCAGAAGCAUUUCUACUAUGACAAUUACGAGCAGACGUUUAAAGAGACGAAUGUGCUUUUCCACGUGCCACUUAUCUUUACAGUGGGGCGUAAAGUGUACAACGUACUUCUAACCAGGAGGUAUGCCCUGAUAGAUGUUCUAAGGGGGAAUGAAAAAGGCCUUCGUGAAAAAAAAACAAAUCAAUUAAAUGAAGAUCAAAACACAUUUACCAUGAAUGCGCAGAAUGUCUCGUACUUUUCUUUCCACUUUGUUGAUAUAUUUUCAUUUCAAUUUAUUUUAAAUUCGAUAAAGCAUAACCUAUGUCGUAAGGCGGACAUAAUUCACGUAAUCACGAACGUUUUUCUAAGUCUUCUGGUACGCCUAAAGAGUUUGAAGCAGAUAAAAUACUUAAACUCUUUGGUUUCUAGACAGGUCUUCUUGUUGUACAAACUUCUCAAAGAAAUGAGACACACAAAGGGAGAAGUGCACACCGUUGGGAUGAUCCUGUGCGAGGAAUUCUUCAAGUGUUAUGACCAUUUCAGCUCAUACUUCUCCAAAAUUGAAGAUCACAAAUUGAAGAUAGAAAUAAACAGGGAGCUACGAUCCUGUGAGAAGUUCGAUUAUCUGCGUGACGAAAUUGAAUUCGUAUUUAAAGACUUCAGGAAUUCCCUGUCCAAGAUUUUUUUUUUCUACAAGGAAACUAUUACUCAGCUGUUGUGA